Messenger RNA from Neocloeon triangulifer, 1613 nucleotides. Its product is annotated as UDP-glucosyltransferase 2-like. Gene Ontology annotation, molecular function: UDP-glycosyltransferase activity. Bases 45 to 1586 code for a protein of 513 amino acids. The record is from RefSeq and is a predicted model, not a curated record. Lineage: Eukaryota; Metazoa; Arthropoda; Insecta; Ephemeroptera; Baetidae. The transcript is spliced from 6 exons.
UCUCUUGAGUCGACUUCGCUGCGUUGAAGAGCGCUGUAGCCAAAAUGACGAUCCGCUUCAAUAUAUUGUUAGCGUCUUUUGCGGCCGUGCUUAUGCUCGUUGUGAACGACUCAAAGGGUGCAAAAAUUUUGGCAAUCACUUUGCUUCCAUCGCCAAGCCAUGGAAUUUGGAACCGGGUUUUACUGGAGGCGCUGGCAGCCAAGGGACAUCAAGUCACUGCAUACUUGCCGUUUGUGGGAAAGAAUAAGACUCAUGAAAUCACCUAUCACGAAAUUGAAGGAUAUUUUCCCGACGAAGAUAUCCUCGAUUUUGCCGAUUUAAGUAUAAAGGAACACUUGGAGAUUUUAUGGAUGUACGGUGAUGGCAUCAGCGAAAUUCAAAAGAAAGCCGACUCGCUAAAAAAUAAGCUGGUGAAAGAAAGUCAAAACCAGUACGACUUGGUAAUAUUUGAAUUGUGUUACGGCGAGUACGCGGCGACCCUGCUUCCAAGUUUUAAUGCGCCAAUUGUUGCAAUAAAUGCGUACGCCGAUGGAUUUUGGCACUGGGACCAAAUGGGUGUCGAAAACUACCCGUCCGCAUUUGCGCAACCCCUGAUGACUUUCAGGCCUCCCAUGAGCUUUUUGGAACGCACUGUGAAUUUCGUCACGCUCAGUUAUGACAGAUUUUUGUACAGCCAAUAUUUAAAACGUCAACAACAUGUAGCUCAUGAAACAUUUGGCAAAAAUAUUGCGCAAAUUGAAGAAGUCCAGAAAACCUAUGACUUCUUACUGGUCAACUCCGGGCCCCCGGGCAUCAACCCCGGAAGGUCGUUGCCCCCGAAUGUCAAGGAGGUUGGCUGCCUUCAAUGCCGACCUGCUGAUCUCGGCAGACUUCAAAAGGAUGUAAAAGAAUUUCUUGACAGCGCCACUGACGGCUUCAUUUUCUUUAGUCUGGGCACAAAUAUAAAAAGCAGCAUUCUCCCUAAACAAGUCAUUGCGGAUAUUUUAGAGGUGUUUGGUAAACUGAAGGUAAAAGUUCUGUGGAAAUUUGAAAAGGAUGAUUUACCUGGAAAGACACAAAACGUCAUGAUCAACAAGUGGCUCUCACAGCAAGACGUUCUUGGCCACAAAAAUGCUCGCCUAUUUAUAUCUCACGAUGGUCUUCUGAGUACUCAAGAGGCCACAUACCAUGGGGUGCCUUUGUUUGUGAUGCCUUUUCUUCUGGAUCAGCAUAAAAAUGCAGAGACCGUGAUCAGUGCAGAUGUUGGCGUCAAAAUGAAAUACAAAGAUUUCUCAAAGGAGCGAUUUGAGGCUGCGAUUAAAGAAGUCUUGAACAACCCUCGAUAUAAAAGCAACGCAUUGAGACGGUCAGAAAUUGCGAGGGAUUCUCUGCACACACCGUUGGAGGAAGCAGUCUUUUGGGUCGAAUACGUAAUUCGCCACAAAGGGGCCAAACACCUUCGACCCGCCGGCCAACACCUCAACUGGAUCCAACUUUAUUCAAUUGAUGUUAUUGCAUUUUUGCUGCUGCCAGUUGUUUUUGUAAUUUUUGCUUUAAAAAUGUUGAUGGGAUUUUUCUCAAAGAAAAAUAAAGUGAAAAGAAGUUGAAUAAAAUUGUAAUUUUAUAAAACAAAA